UUUCCGGUGUGAGCAAAACAUUCUAAAGCAACUAGUGUAGUCUAAGUACACUUUAUUAAUAUAAAAUAGCUAAAUAAAUGAAGCAUGUGGUGAGGAGAAAACUCGUCCUUCAGCCAACAACUGCUAUCUCUCGCCAACUUGAAACGACUCUCGCCGCCAUAACUUUGGACAAGUGUGAAUAUUAAUAUGCUUUGCGCGAUCACACAAAGCUCCAAUGGCGAUGUUGUGAUGGAGGAACCAAUCAGCAUCGUAAACGUUUGCCCUACGGAACACAACUGGGGACUCACAGUUUGAAACUACAAACAUGCCUCGACCCACUCGGAGUCGACUGUCUCCAUGGAUAGAGAGUCUGAUCCUGGGCUACGGCAGCCGGGAGGAGAGCGGCAGAGGGCGGCUGAAGGCCCACGUCAUCGGGGUGGGUCAGAUGACCCUGUCCCAGGCUCUCGGCUCAGAGGGCCCCACAGGGCUCCUCUUCCUGUCCGACGGGCUGCUCCAGAUCCCCGCCAUCCUCACAGCGUCCGCCUGGGAGCACCUUCAGGAGCAGGAGGACCGCGAGUGUUUCACCAGCCUGCUCAACACCACGGUGUGCAUCCAGGACUACCGGCUGCAGUUCCACAUGGCCCUGGAGCAGACCAAGUGCAGGUUCGUCUUGUCAGUCGGGGAACUGGCCACGACCGCGGCCGGGCCGGUUAAAGACGGCACCCCUUGCAGCACGACGCUGCCCUCCGUCAGGUCAAAGAUCUGCAAGACGUGGAGGGCCCUGCUGGGUCAGGAGACGCAGGACUCCCAGUGUGGGUUUGACCUGUCGGAGCUCCUUGGGGAGUGGCAGCACGAUUGCCUGCAGGCCGUGCUGGAAGAUGUCCGGGACAGGCUGACGACAGCGAGCCCGCAGCCCACCACAUCAACAUGCGACCCGUCAGCGACCCACCCAGACACAUUCACCACCACAAGCUGGGAUGUAGACAGGAUCAGAUAUAAGGGGGAGAAACGUUUCAGUGUCCCCAUGAAGUGUCUUCUCAUCCCAGAGGAAGACAGUCAGCAGAUGCAAACACCUCCAAAUGUCAGAAGCGGGACAGCGAGUGGACUUUCUGUCGCCUCUGAGGACAGGAAUAGAGACUCGCCCCGACCUUCGGGGACCACGCCGCCUUCUGUUGACGACGCAGAAUGGCGAACAGCCAAGCCAGCAGUUGUAGAGGGAGAUGAAGAUGCCAGUGAGACUUCGCCGUGCGUGGAGGACAGCAUGCUAGACGAGAACGCGUUUGCAGCCCUGAUUGAUGGAGACGUCCUGCCUUUAUCCAACCCCUGGGACAAUUUCUCUCCACCAUGGGUCACCUUUUCCUCCGAUGUGUCUCCACCAUCGAGCCCCCCGCCGCACAAUCCCGCUGCUCCAGAAUUCAGGUCUGAUCACUCUGUGAUCUCAACCAGCACACAGCUUCCUGUCCACAGCUCCGAGGACUCCCAGCAGACAUCAGAGUCCACCAACCUCCCGCUGUACCAGAAACAGCCACACUCGUCCAGUCCCCCUGUCACGGCUGCUUCUUUGACUUCUGUGAGUCCACCAGACCCCCUCAGCAGACCCUCAGGCCCGCUCCCCGCCUCAGAAGAACGCCAUGACGAUGCAGCUAAACGAACUAUUCUGGCUUUGGACCAAGAAAGCCAGAUUUUGGAAGAAGACGUGGAGGAGACCAUCAAGGGGAAAUACAGAAAGGCAAAGAGAAAGAGAAGUGAGCCCACACCAGAAGCAAAGACCACCCUAGUGGAGGAGGAGGAAGCUCAGAUCGGUGGGAGCCCUCCGUCCUGGCUCUUUGACACCCCGGCAGGCUCCGGGGCCGACGAGGGCAGCGGUCACGGGGAGACUUUAGGAGCUGUCUCGAGAAAGAGACCCACCGUCCACAGCGAUGGCCGGCUCUUCUCUUAUUCUUACCAGCUGUCAGGACAGAACCUGCUGGAUUUCAGUCGACUCAAAGUGGCAGAGUCCCUGUUGCACUGGGCCGUGAAAUAUCUUGUGGUCCCGAAGCAGACGGAUGAUCCAGUAACCUCCAAUCGGACGUCGUCCAACGGGGCCAACGGGGCCGACGCGGUCGACGUGACCACGCUUUAGAGUCAAAUGUCAAACUGAUCUGUUAUUGUUUCAGUCGCUGUUGUCAGCAUGCUGGAUGUUACAAUCACCUCUGACAUAGUGUCGACUCAUGAUAAUGUUCCUUAAGCCCGUUUUGUACAGAAUCUGUGACACACCGAGUAAAAAGUCCAGUUUGUAACAAAUAUUGGUACAUUUUCACUGUGAAACAUUUUAAGCUCGACCAGCGUAAAUAAAGAAGGAAAUAAUUUUAUUUGCUUUCUUAACUUAACUAGAAUAGUAAAAUAAUCGUCGGACGGAUCUUGCAGUGUGAGAGGAAAAAUAAAGCGCGUUAAUCAUUUUCGCAUGUUGGGUUAACAUCACACCGCCUUUUGACACAGUAGGGUCUCAUUAAGUACAUAUGGUGAGAGUAAUAGCUAACAGUUUACACAACCUGCUACUGUAUGGUGAGUUAAUCAUAGGAAUGUGAUCCAGUGUUGACAAAAACUAUUGAGUAAUUUAUUAAAUUGAAUAUAUGAUGGCCAAGGCAUACUUACCAUCCUUCAUAUCAGAGGAAACAACUGUGACCUAUAUUAGAGGUCACUAUGAUACAAACCACCAGAUUUCCAUCAUGUGGUGUAACUAUUCAGAAAAAAUAAGCUUUCCUGGCAGUUUAACCAGUGGCGUGGACUCAGGUCACAUGACUUGGACUCGAGUCACAAAUGUGAUGACUUCGGUCUCGACUUGACAAAAUGAAAGAAGACUUGCAACUCUACUUGGAUUUUAAAACAAUGACUCGUAACUUCAUUUGGUCUGAAGCCUUUUGACAUGAGAACACUCGAUACCUUCCCCCCAAGACGGAAGAUGAAAAAAGUCUGACACGGAUCAGUUAAUUUCCUGAAUCAACGUUAUCGCUUCUCAUUCCCUGCAAGUUGACAUU
Molecule: messenger RNA, 2996 nt
Organism: Anoplopoma fimbria (sablefish)
Lineage: Eukaryota; Metazoa; Chordata; Actinopteri; Perciformes; Anoplopomatidae
Gene: acd
Product: ACD shelterin complex subunit and telomerase recruitment factor
Exons: 3
Coding region: 305-2101 (598 amino acids)
Biological process (GO): telomere maintenance via telomerase; telomere capping
Cellular component (GO): chromosome, telomeric region; shelterin complex; telomerase holoenzyme complex
Molecular function (GO): telomeric repeat DNA binding
Source: RefSeq, a predicted model, not a curated record